This is a messenger RNA of Parnassius mnemosyne (clouded apollo), 1029 nucleotides long. Lineage: Eukaryota; Metazoa; Arthropoda; Insecta; Lepidoptera; Papilionidae. The record is from the annotation of a GenBank genome assembly.
AUGAAUUUAAUAUUAGGACCAGAAGUCCAAGUAUUUUGUGUGAUCUAUUUAGAUGAUCUAGCCAUUAUUACAACAGGAACGUUAGAUAAACAUUUGGAGCACAUUGAUAUUGUUUUAAGUAAAUUGAACAAAGCUGGCUUAACGUGUAACUUGCAGAAAUGUGAAUUUAUUUGUAAAGAAAUUAAAAUGCUGGGUUUUAUAAUUUCAACAGAAGGCAUAAAGACAGAUCCCGAUAAGAUUCGAGCGAUCCAAGAGUUUCCAGCACCUAAAAAGAUUAAACAAUUAAGGGCCUUUUUAGGCCUAUGCAAUUUUUAUAGAAGGUUUAUACCAAAUUACAGCGAGAGCAUAAUACCGCUCUGUGAAUUACUUAAAAAGGGACGAAAGUUCCAAUGGAGCGGUAAAGAACAGAAGGCAUUUGAUUUUAUAAAACAACAAUUUAUUAAUACAAUACAAUUGCAUCAUCCAGACUUUAAUAAGCCGUAUCAUUUACAAACAGAUUGUUCCGGUGUGGGUAUGGCCGGAGUACUAUAUCAGAUAGAUGAUAAUAAUGAAAUGAGAAUUUUAGACUAUCAUAGUAAAGCCUUAAAAGGCCCCGAAUUAAAUUGGUCUGUUACUGAACAAGAGUUUUAUGCUGUAAUAAGCUGCCUAAAGAAAUUUGAAACAUAUUUGAGGGACAGUAAAGUAAUAAUACUAACUGAUCAUAAAGCAUUAUUGUUUAUUAAUAAUAUGAAGUUAUUCAAUGGUAGAGUAACCCGAUGGAUUUUGUAUAUAGAACAAUUUAAUUAUGAAGUACAGCAUAUAUCGGGUAGACGUAAUAUUGUUGCAGAUGUGCUAUCACGUUAUCCUCCUGAUGGCGAUUUAAUACAAGAGGAUAAAAAUAAUAGUUUAGAAAUUGCUUACACAGAGAGCGAACCGAAUAUUGAGUUGAUAGAAAAAUUAAAAUCCUUAUCAGUAUAUCAAUUACAAGAUUCAGAGUCGUUGGCUAUUAUUGAAAAGUUAAAGACAUUAAAUACUUCCAUAAUAAAAUAA